Blastocystis hominis is the source of this 887-nucleotide messenger RNA. RefSeq lists its product as hypothetical. Lineage: Eukaryota; Bigyra; Opalinata; Blastocystidae. The record is from RefSeq and is a predicted model, not a curated record. The coding region runs from base 1 to 321 and encodes 106 amino acids. The transcript has 4 exons.
AUGCGAACUGCGGUGCUUCUACUCCUAGUUUCUUUAGUUAUCGCCGAUGAUUGCGGCUUUUUUGAGUGUACCUGCAACGGAGACAGAAAGAAUAUGCAAACAUUUGACUUCUACACAGACGACACACGUAAAGCCAUCAAAUACGAAAAGAAUUCCAAAUACUACGACAACACGAAGUGCGAAGGGGAUCCUAUAUAUGUUGUUGAUAGCACUUACACUCUGGCGUAUAUCUCGGAGUGGAACAGUAUGCUUUGUUAUUCUCCUGAACACAAGACACGAGCACCUACAACCGCACCAUCUCUACCAACAUGCUUGUUUUGAAUACACAAGCCGCCAUUACGCAGUUGAAGUGCACGGGCGUGCAAGUUGGCGCUACGAUCGACCUUCUUAAUAAAGAAGAUCUGCAGAAGUGUGAUGCUGAUCAACUCUCCCACAUCAUCGAAAACUACAGCAAUGAUCUGUUCAAUCUCACGAUCAUCAACGUCCAGCUGAACAAUCCCGACAACGAAGCGCAAAUCUGUGAGAUGACCAAUGUCAACAACUGCCAUGCUAUUUAUCCUCGUAUCGCCCGCUUUUCCCUUCCUCCUUCCUAGAUCGUUUCAUUCUCUACUUCAUGUACACUUGCUGCGUGGUGAUCGUGUGUGGGGUAUCUGCGGUUUACAUCAUCCUCUACAACCGGAAGCCGACUCUUCCUAUCACCAAUCCCACGCCAAGCGCUCCUUCCAAUGCCGCUCCCAGCGCUCCUUCCAACCCCGCUCCCAGCGCUCCUUCCAACCCCGCUGCCGACCAGCAGACCGAAGAGAAGCCGGAAGACAACAGCUCGGAGGAGAAGAAGGAGCCGAUCGCCACGCCGCAGGGGGCUCCGAGUGCGAAUUAGGGUUUAGUGG